Messenger RNA from Bufo bufo (common toad), 856 nucleotides. RefSeq names its product myotrophin (gene MTPN). Gene Ontology annotation, molecular function: protein binding. The transcript has 4 exons. Lineage: Eukaryota; Metazoa; Chordata; Amphibia; Anura; Bufonidae. Gene Ontology annotation, cellular component: nucleus; cytoplasm. Gene Ontology annotation, biological process: regulation of barbed-end actin filament capping. Bases 148 to 504 code for a protein of 118 amino acids. The record is from RefSeq and is a predicted model, not a curated record.
GACGUCAUGACGCAGCCGGAGGGCGGGGCUUAGCGGUCCAGUGUGUGGGAAGUGGAUAGAUAGAGGCCCUGGAGGCUGCUGUCAGUGUCAGGCCGCGCCGUGUGUCUUCUUCUCCCGCCUGUGACGCCGCCGCCUUCACCGUCAGCCAUGUGUGACAAAGAACUGAUGUGGGCGCUGAAGAACGGAGACCUGGACGCGGUGAAGGAGUUCAUUGCCGGGGGUGUGGAUGUCAACCGGAUGCUGGAGGGUGGACGAAAGCCUCUACAUUAUGCAGCCGACUGUGGACAAGACGAAAUCUUGGAAUAUCUCUUGGCAAAAGGAGCCGAUAUAAAUGCUGCAGAUAAACACGGCAUCACCCCUCUUCUGUCCGCCUGCUAUGAAGGUCACUUAAAAACAGUCAAGCUGCUUCUGGAGAGGGGAGCUGACAAGAACGUAAAAGGACCCGACGGACUGAGUGCCUUGGAAUCCACAGACAACCAGUCUAUUAAAGAACUGCUUCAUUGAUGGGACUGGAGCUUGUCUGCGACAUUUGCCUCUCACUUCUGUCUUAUUUUUCUGUUCUCUUAUUUUAUUUUUUUUUAUUUUUUUUCUUCUGCCAAUUAAUUCAACCAUCUGAGGACACAAAUUAAUGACCGAGAGCAGCAGUCGCACAAUGCUUAGCUUUUCGAAGAUUGGCGAAUGUACCACUGUCGCAAGCGGUGUUGGGCGUUUGGGCACAGCCCCAUCAUGGCAGUCACCUGUGGUUAAAUAUAGUACAAUUAAAAAUUGCACAUCCAAAUGGAUUGUGUGCACUGGGCCCAUGAGGUUAUGGGCUUUGAACCAUGUUCUAUAAUGUUUAAUAAAAAUUUUCAUCCGG